Molecule: messenger RNA, 1582 nt
Organism: Oreochromis niloticus (Nile tilapia)
Lineage: Eukaryota; Metazoa; Chordata; Actinopteri; Cichliformes; Cichlidae
Product: rhombotin-1
Exons: 5
Coding region: 408-875 (155 amino acids)
Biological process (GO): positive regulation of transcription by RNA polymerase II
Cellular component (GO): nucleus
Molecular function (GO): transcription coactivator activity; DNA-binding transcription factor binding
Source: RefSeq, a predicted model, not a curated record
AGAGAGAGAGAGAGAGGAGGGGGAGGCUCGUUGUGUGCAGAAGGGCUCAUUUGAGGGGAACAGCCGCAGCCUGUGCAGAUAGAGAAAUACUUACGCACUGACAUCAGCCAAGAUAAUGCUCAGCCACUGUUGAUUUGAGGACAUCUCUACUGCCGGGCAAGGUGAUACUCCGGGAAGCUGUUUUCAUCCAUCCACGGGCUAUUUUUACGCGCGAGGGAAAAGAGAGCGACUCCGCGGCUGUUUCUCUCGGCUCUCUCUUCGGGGACUAUGAAGAGCGGAGCUGAAGUUUGAGCGACUCUAGGUUCAAACAGCGCGUCCAGGCCUCUGUGUUUGUUACCGCUCUUCCACGCAGGAGAAUAAAGGCUGGUAUUUCUCCCACUGUUGGAUUAUUGCCGUUUACCGAAAGGAUGGUGCUGGACAAGGAGGAGAGUGUGUCUCUUGUGUCCCUCCAGUCCAGAGAAAAGCCGAGGGGCUGCGCCGGCUGUAAUGGGAAGAUACGGGACCGCUUCAUGCUCCAGGCGUUAGACAGAUACUGGCAUGAGGACUGUCUGAAGUGUGCCUGCUGUGACUGCCGCUUGGGCCGGGUGGGCUCCACACUCUACACCCGGGCCAACCUCAUCCUUUGCCGCAGAGACUACCUGAGGCUCUUUGGGGUGACGGGGAACUGUGCAGCCUGCAGUAAGCUGAUCCCUGCCUUUGAGAUGGUGAUGAGAGCCAGAGACAACGUCUACCAUUUAGACUGCUUUGCCUGUCAGCUCUGCCGCCAGAGAUUUUGCGUGGGAGACAAGUUUUUCCUCAAGAACAACAUGAUCCUGUGCCAGCUGGACUAUGAAGGGGGCCAUCUUAAUGGCAGCACUGAGAGGCAGCCUCAGUAAGAGAUCAGAGAAAGGACCACUGUGAGCCAGCUGGACUAUGAAACUCACAGCAGCGCACACCUCAUCAGCUUCUUGUUUCAGACUGAACUGUAUGGAAAAAAAGAAAAAAAGAAAAAAAAAAAAAAACAUUGAUUGAACACAUUUCCAGCAGCCUAACUUUGAACUCUUUAUUCCAGAGCUGCGUGACUAUUUCCCUUAAAGCUGACAGUUCUGAUCAGAUGGACUUGAGAUCGACUGGGGAGUGAAAAUGGGGUAGUGAAACUAUCAGAAGAUAUUUUCCAGAGGACCUAAUGUGGACGGUGAACAGAAAAAGAGUGAACUAGUGUUUGCAAAUAAUUCAUAGUCUACUUCACCAAAUGUGAAACACUAGAUGGAUGGAAAGAAGUCAGCCAGGCCACACAUAGCACCAACCAAGUCAUCCAUCAAAGAAAAAUACAAAGUUCCCUCUGAUUGUCAGAUCGCUCUGGCAGUCACUGAAGUGUCUUUUGUGGUGAACCCCACCCAGCUGGCUCGAAGGAAGCCCCGAAACAAACGGAAACUUUAGCAAAGAUUGUUUGGCUCUGUUCAGCAACUGAGGAGUACCAGCUCCAUCUCCCCGCCUCUCCGCUCUGAAGCCUCGAAUGGGACUUCGAGCCCACUCUAGUUUUGUUCUCAUUCUGCUCGCAAGCUGUUGUUUUCUUGACUAAUUAAACUGGAUUUGAAUUUCA